AUGGCACCACCGAUGGCUGGAUUGAUAUCUACAGGUGUAGCGAGUAAAAGUGGCGAAGAACAGAGCUUGAAACGCUAUUACAAAACAAAAAUCGAAGAUAUGCAGCAACGAGUUGCGGAGAAAACCCAAAAUUUGCGACGACUUCAUGCACAGCGAAAUGAACUGAAUACAAAGGUUCGCAUGUUAAAGGAGGAACUGCAACAAUUGCAUGAGCAAGGAUCCUAUGUUGGUGAAGUCUCGAAAGCAAUGGAUAAAAAGAAAGUGCUUGUUAAGGUUCAUCCUGAGGGAAAAUAUGUUGUUGAUUUGGAUAAAGGUAUUGAUAUAAACAGUAUCACAUCAGGUUGUCGUGUUGCUCUUAGAGCUGAUAGCUAUGCACUACAUAAAGUACUUCCAAAUAAGAUUGACCCAUUGGUUUCUCUCAUGAUGGUAGAAAAAGUUCCCGACUCAACGUACGAAAUGAUUGGUGGUUUAGAUAAGCAAAUAAAGGAGAUAAAGGAAGUGAUCGAAUUACCUGUAAAACACCCGGAACUUUUUGAUGCAUUGGGAAUUGCCCAGCCGAAGGGAGUCCUGUUAUAUGGUCCUCCUGGAACAGGUAAAACAUUACUUGCCCGCGCUGUGGCUCAUCAUACGGAAUGUACAUUUAUUCGAGUAUCAGGCUCUGAAUUGGUGCAAAAGUUUAUUGGAGAAGGUGCUCGUAUGGUUCGUGAAUUGUUCGUAAUGGCCCGUGAGCAUGCACCGUCGAUAAUUUUUAUGGACGAAAUAGACUCUAUUGGUUCAUCUCGUGUUGAAGGUAGCAGUGGUGGUGACUCAGAAGUGCAACGUACAAUGUUAGAGCUGUUGAAUCAACUUGAUGGUUUUGAGGCUACCAAGAAUAUCAAAGUGAUUAUGGCAACAAAUCGUAUUGAUAUUCUUGAUCCUGCACUUCUGAGACCAGGAAGAAUCGACAGAAAAAUAGAAUUCCCUGCACCUGAUGAGAAAGCGCGUGCAGAUAUACUAAAAAUUCACUCACGGAAAAUGAAUCUUAUGCGAGGCAUAAACAUGAGGAAAAUAGCAGAAGCUAUACCUGGUGCAAGCGGUGCUGAAGUCAAAGCAGUUUGCACCGAAGCUGGCAUGUUUGCUUUGCGGGAACGUCGCAUUCAUGUGACGCAAGAAGAUUUUGAAAUGGCUGUUGGCAAGGUAAUGCAGAAAGAUUCGGAUAAGAAUAUGUCAUUGAAGAAGCUUUGGAAGUGA
This is a messenger RNA of Brugia malayi, 1230 nucleotides long. RefSeq names its product 26S protease regulatory subunit 8, putative. The transcript is spliced from 10 exons. The record is from RefSeq and is a predicted model, not a curated record. NCBI's taxonomy places the organism in Eukaryota, Metazoa, Nematoda, Chromadorea, Rhabditida, Onchocercidae. Gene Ontology annotation, cellular component: proteasome regulatory particle, base subcomplex. The coding region runs from base 1 to 1230 and encodes 409 amino acids. Gene Ontology annotation, molecular function: ATP binding; proteasome-activating activity; ATP hydrolysis activity. Gene Ontology annotation, biological process: proteasome-mediated ubiquitin-dependent protein catabolic process.